AUCUCGACGGCACGUUUUGUUGACGUAAGGUGGACGGAUUUGCGGCACGUUACGGGGCGGAAACGAAAUGAAGUCGAAAUCCGACAAGAAGCACUGGGCAUACCCAGCAUGCAUCAAUCUGUGGCGUAUGUUUUUCAGUAUAUACCGUUCACGGAUCAGAUCGCUCGCGUGAGCGUACACAUCACACGAUGGCACCCUUCGCUGGCCAGCACCUCGGCUCAGUGCGAAACACACUUCUACGAUGCAAUCAACAAGUGCAGCGAGACCGAUCUCAGCGCAUCCUAUGGAAGUUUCAUAAGCGAUCUUCGCAGUGGCUGUGGCGAAUUGCGAACUUAUGCGCAGCUGCUUCAUCAGAAAGACGUUGUUGCGAGGGCACUGAUCAGACAUUUGAAUGACGUCGACAGUGCAUCGCUGGUCACGUUGCUCCAGUAA
Molecule: messenger RNA, 432 nt
Organism: Gongylonema pulchrum
Lineage: Eukaryota; Metazoa; Nematoda; Chromadorea; Rhabditida; Gongylonematidae
Source: the annotation of a GenBank genome assembly